Solanum tuberosum (potato) is the source of this 294-nucleotide messenger RNA. RefSeq lists its product as uncharacterized. The transcript has a single exon. Lineage: Eukaryota; Viridiplantae; Streptophyta; Magnoliopsida; Solanales; Solanaceae. The record is from RefSeq and is a predicted model, not a curated record. Bases 21 to 146 code for a protein of 41 amino acids.
AGAAUAAUAUUGUUUAGGACAUGGAGCAAGUCUGCCUUUUCUCAGAUAACUUUGGGUAUCAAGCUUUCUCAUUUCAGGAAGUCCUCGAUUGGCGGUUCCUCAUCUGUGGAGAUUUCCUUGUUGUUUCCUUUGUCAAUUGCACAUAGUUAACAUCUGCUCUUGAGUGAUCAGUACAGGAGGUCCCAUAUGCCAUUUCCACAUAAGCUAAGUGUUGGAUGUUUAAUGCAGUUCCACUAGUAAGCAGCACACCUUAUGAUGUCAAUUGUGACUGUACUGUUAACUACCUCGUGCAAG